GAAUAUUUGUCGAUGUCAAUUUGGAUUUAUAUGUGGCAGAUGGUUUUAAUAAUCGUGUUCAGUUGUUCCAGUCGGGAGAAUCAAAUGGUACCACAGUAGCUGGUGAUACAUCACUAAAUCCAACAAUUACACUUUUUCGGCCAUGUGGAAUUAUAUUAGAUGCUGAGAAAUAUUUAUUCAUUGCGGAUUAUGGCAAUAAUCGCAUUGUUGGUUCAAGCUUGAAUGGUUUUCGAUGUUUAGUUGGAUGUUAUGAAAGAGGUUCACAAUCCAAUCAAUUGGAUAGUCCAUAUACUGUUAGUUUCGAUCGUUCGGGAAACAUGUUUGUUACUGAUAUAGGAAAUCAUCGAAUUCAGAAAUUUUUACUGAUGCAAGAUUCUUUUGUUCUUUCAUAUAAUCAACCAAAAUUUUGUUCAACAGCCGUUCGGAAUUUCAACGGAAUUACCAUUGCUAAUCAAUCGAUUGUUGGUGAAUAUCCUAGCGCCAUUUUUGUGAGCACAAACAACACAAUCUAUGUUGCCAGUCGACAAAAUAACACAAUUGUAAUUUGGCAUGAAGAGAGUGUCAAUCCAACAAAGAUCAUUUCUGGCAAUUUUACAAGACCGUCGUCUCUUUUCGUAACAUCGAAUGGUAAUAUUUAUAUUGAUGAUGGUGAGGAGAAUGGCCGAGUACAGAAAUGGAUACCGAAAACAAACAUCUUUGUCACCGUGAUGAAUGUCAACUCAUCAUGUUAUGGUUUGUUUAUCGAUAUCAAUGAUACUCUUUAUUGUUCAAUGUCUAACCAUCAUCAAGUUGUGAAAAGAUCAUUAAAUGAUUCUAUGAUGACUUCAAAUCGUGUUGCUGCUGGAACAGGCAGUGUAGGAUCAGCUU
Molecule: messenger RNA, 867 nt
Organism: Adineta steineri
Lineage: Eukaryota; Metazoa; Rotifera; Eurotatoria; Adinetida; Adinetidae
Source: the annotation of a GenBank genome assembly